AUUAGCUGUUGCAAUCGGUACACACGGAGCAUCUUCUUCGUCUUACUAGAUCAAGCCACUAAGCCACUAAGCAGCUCAGCAGCUAGGUGGAAAAAUGUGUUACUCUCUCUCUUUACAAUCUUCAAUAGACUUCCGUAAUCGCAGCUCCAUCAAAAAAAUCCAUGGAGAUCGAGCAAUCUUGAUUUCGAACCUGAAAUUCCCGGCGUUAGCCAAGCGAGAUCGUCGGAGAAAGUUGUUACUCUGCCGCGGGAGAGGCGUCGGCUCAUUGAGAUUCUGCGGAGACACUGCCGUGGAUCUAUGUGGCCUCCCGCGCCAUCGAUUAAGAGUAGAUUGCAGCGAUGCUCGCCGUACGCCCCAAGAUACGGCGGCGUCGGAGCAACCUAGUUUUUCGGAGUUUAUAACUUCGGAGAGGGUGAAAGUGGUGGCGAUGCUGGCGCUUGCCCUGGCGCUAUGCAAUGCGGACCGCGUCGUGAUGUCCGUCGCGAUUGUGCCUCUCUCGCUUUCUCGAGGAUGGAGCAAGUCCUUCUCCGGUAUCGUUCAGUCAUCGUUCCUGUGGGGAUACCUAAUUUCACCAAUAGCUGGGGGAACUUUGGUGGACCGUUAUGGCGGUAAGGUAAUCAUGGCGUGGGGAGUAGCUUUGUGGUCGUUGGCUACUUUCCUUACCCCUUGGGCUGCUGAUACUUCUUUGUGGGCUCUUCUUGCUGCAAGAGCUAUGGUUGGGGUUGCUGAAGGUGUGGCUCUUCCUUGCAUGAACAACAUGGUUGCAAGAUGGUUUCCUCCUACAGAACGUUCUAGGGCCGUUGGUAUUGCCAUGGCAGGAUUUCAGCUUGGAAAUGUUGUUGGACUCAUGCUGUCUCCUAUUCUCAUGUCUCAAGGCGGUAUAUAUGGCCCUUUUGUUAUUUUUGGGUUAUCCGGUUUCCUAUGGAUGCUCGUUUGGCUCUCUGCUACGUCAAGUACACCAGAUCGACAUCCUCAGAUUACAAAGUUUGAGCUUGAGUACAUAAUGCACAAGCAGCAAACAUCUACUAAGGAGAACAAGCGAAACACCACAGGGGUAAUUCCUCCUUUUAGACGCCUACUCUCCAAGAUGCCGACUUGGGCUGUCAUAGUUGGAAAUGCCAUGCAUAGCUGGGGGUUUUUUGUGCUUCUUUCAUGGAUGCCCAUCUACUUCAAUUCUGUAUAUCAUGUGAACCUCAAACAAGCUGCUUGGUUUAGUGCCGUCCCGUGGAGUAUGAUGGCUUUCACAGGAUACAUUGCUGGUUUUUGGUCGGACUUGUUGAUACGACGUGGUACGAGCAUCACUCUAACGCGGAAAAUCAUGCAGUCCAUUGGUUUCAUUGGUCCUGGGAUUGCUCUCAUUGGUUUAACUACAGCAAAACGACCUUUAAUAGCAUCUGCCUGGCUAAGCUUAGCCGUUGGGCUUAAAUCAUUCAGCCAUUUGGGGUUUCUUAUCAAUCUUCAGGAAAUUGCCCCAGAAUAUUCCGGUGUGCUACAUGGAAUGUGUCUUACUGCUGGGACAUUGGCUGCAAUAGUUGGUACAGUUGGAGCUGGUUUCUUUGUGGAAUUAUUGGGAUCCUUCCAAGGAUUCAUCCUUCUUACGGCAAUUUUAUAUCUCCUCUCUGCUCUCUUUUACAACAUUUAUUCAACUGGAGAAAGAGUCAAUUUUGAUGCAACAGGGUGAAGGACCACAAAAUCCAGUUAAUAAUAGGUGGUGAUGGAUCAGCAAGUAGAGAAGCUGAAAACUCUACAUAGAGUCAGCUUCUUCUCUCGCAAGUAAGUAUCAGGAAAGAGUUGCAUCUGCCUUGUAUAGAAGAAUCUAGAAAAUAUCUCUCUCUACCUUCUUCUUCUCUACUGGUUCAGUUUUCACGAAUAAUAGAAACGUUUAUGUGAAAAAGUUUGCAAAUACAACUGAUUCUACACUAAUUGAUAGUGUAAGUAAGUUUGAGUUAAUACAUUUUAUCAAACA
This is a messenger RNA of Brassica napus (rape), 1966 nucleotides long. RefSeq names its product probable anion transporter 4, chloroplastic. Gene Ontology annotation, cellular component: plastid. Gene Ontology annotation, biological process: transmembrane transport. The coding region runs from base 95 to 1681 and encodes 528 amino acids. The record is from RefSeq and is a predicted model, not a curated record. Gene Ontology annotation, molecular function: phosphate transmembrane transporter activity. NCBI's taxonomy places the organism in Eukaryota, Viridiplantae, Streptophyta, Magnoliopsida, Brassicales, Brassicaceae. The transcript is spliced from 9 exons.